Melampsora larici-populina 98AG31 is the source of this 462-nucleotide messenger RNA. RefSeq lists its product as uncharacterized. The coding region runs from base 1 to 462 and encodes 153 amino acids. The transcript is spliced from 2 exons. NCBI's taxonomy places the organism in Eukaryota, Fungi, Basidiomycota, Pucciniomycetes, Pucciniales, Melampsoraceae. The record is from RefSeq and is a predicted model, not a curated record.
AUGCCUUACACUGCCACCUUGAGCGCAAUCCUGCGUACCACUACCGAACCAAGACCACUCGCAAAUGGACACAACGGCCCCAUCGCGUGGCACAGCACACAAACCGAACUGAUUUUGAGUGACGCCAAUACAUCAAAAGUGCAGCUCAACGCCUGCGGUUUUGGCGGCCAGGGGGACUUGCUUGCCCUUGGUCACACGUAUCACCUCUCUGGACCUUUUGGCCAACGUCCUUCUGGAGCAUCUGUGAUCAAGUACAGCUCCCUAACUCAAGCUGACAUUGGCAUCAUCCCACCAGAACAAGCCCAAGUCGCGGGCAAAGCAAUUAUCAGUGGAAUUGGGAAGGUGAUUAGUUUUGAAUAUGAUGAUGUUGCUGAUGAAGAUGGAUCUUGGAACCUCACUAUUGAUGCGGAACAUAAUUACUUCGAUCCUGAAAUAAGCACACUGACCAAGAUAUCUUCAUGA